GCUAGGCCUACUGACCUGUACAACUGCUGUUUUAAAAUAAGUAUUUGCUACAUAAACUUUAUUUUUCUACAAAGGCCUCUCACGUGAAAGUGUGCUUAAAAUUGAAUUAAUCAUACAUCUAUGAACAAAGCAACAUUUCUUUCAGGUUUCAAGUGGAUAUUGAAGUGGAUGGUACGAAGUACACUUGUCUGGUCACUCCAGGAAUUGUGGAGAUGUUGAAUUCCACGGAUCCCUCAGUGAAACAAAUCGCUAUGAACUGGGUAUUGAGGGAAGUCCAGUGCAAAGAGCUUGAGCCUUGUAAGAGUAAAGAAUCUGGGAAGAAAGAUCAGAAAGCGAAGGAAGCAGAGCAGGCAAAGGACAUUCAGUUUCAUUAUAGGACAGACAAGGAGGAAAAACUAUUGGUGGACACACGAUUGUCCAUGGAAGAGGAGUUCUGUUCCUCAAAAAGUCACACGACAUUGUGGCAGAAAGUGAAAAAUAGUUUAUCAGAAAAUAAUGUCCAUGUCACCAGUAAACAAGCUCAGGACAAAUGGAAAAACCUGAAGAAGAAAUAUAAGGAAGUAGAAGACAACAACAACAGAUAAGGUCGAGAGAAACAGACUUGCAAAUUUCAGGACACAUUCAGCAACCUCUAUGGAACCAAGCCAUCCACCAGACCACUGUGCGUUAUUGAUACGGAUAAAGCAGAAACCUGUAAUGCUGAUGUGAAUCUACAAGAUGCAAAGGAAACUCUGAAGCCACCCCCACUGAAACGAUUGAAAACUGCAGAAAAUAAAUCACCAAGAGGCAAAUUAGUAGAAAUGAUGAAGGAGUCAGCCUUAAAAAAAUGAAGAAUUCGAACAGGAAAUUCGCGAACACCAGAGGCAAAAAUUAGACAGAUUUGACAGAUUUCUUGACCUGUUCGGAAAGUCAAUAAAAAAUGAUUGAACAUUUGAUUGCAGUGUCCUCGACAUUUGAUUUAUCAAUUUACAAUGUAUAUAUGUUCAACAUUUAAAAAGUUGUUAUCUAUGGUUAUACAUUCAAUAUAAAUUCUUGGGUUUGGGAAAUGACAUAAAAACUUAAUUUAAUAUUUUCCCCAUGUGUUAAUAAGUACUCAUUUUUCUAAUCAAUAUUUCUCCAUUUCAUUAUCUAAAUCAUCAAUCCCCCUUUAUCUAGCAUUUAGUCAAGUCUGACCUUGCCAAAUAGCCAUAGUGCUUUUGUUUUAUUAUUUUGAUGAUAGUAUACUUCUGUUUUUAGUUCACCUGAACCAAACGUCUAAUUGAGCUAUUCCUGAUCACCGUUGUCUGUCGUCUAUUUGUCUGUAUGUAUGUAAACUUUUCACAUUUUUCACUUCCUUCUCUAGAAUU
This is a messenger RNA of Ostrea edulis (European flat oyster), 1346 nucleotides long. RefSeq lists its product as uncharacterized. The record is from RefSeq and is a predicted model, not a curated record. The transcript has 2 exons. Lineage: Eukaryota; Metazoa; Mollusca; Bivalvia; Ostreida; Ostreidae. Bases 213 to 584 code for a protein of 123 amino acids.